Dovyalis caffra is the source of this 585-nucleotide messenger RNA. The record is from the annotation of a GenBank genome assembly. Lineage: Eukaryota; Viridiplantae; Streptophyta; Magnoliopsida; Malpighiales; Salicaceae.
AUGGCCAUGGCUCAACCUUUUUACCUUUAUUUUCUUGCUGCUUUGCUUUGUUUUCUUUUGCUGAAGGUUAGUUCCACCCUCCACAGCAGCAGCAGCAACACCAACAACAAUGGACUCAAAUACCUACAUUUGACAUUUUAUCAACACGAUACCUUAAACAAAACCUCAUUUGUCAUAGUGAGUGGUGUGGCAGGAGUAGCAGCUGUUACUUCAACCACAUCACCAUUUGGCUCCCUGUUUGUUAACCAAGAUCUCUUGACUCUGACACCUGAUCCAUCUUCAAAAGUUGUUGGCAAUGCAGAGGGAUUUUCCGUAACAUCUAGUUUUAAUGGGCUAAACAACAUUCUUGUUCAAAAGGUUACUUUGCAGUCGAAGGAUCACAUGGGGUCACUCACUGUUAUUGGAAACGGACAAAGCAUCCUCCCUUCUGAUAUUUCCAUUGUGGGAGGAACAGGUGACUUCAUGUUUGUACAAGGGUAUGUGAGAUCAACUCUAGUUUACGCCAAGAGCUAUACCCUUACUUACAAGGCUGACUUUCACAUUUACUGGCCCCCUUAUGCAAAUCAAGUUUCUCUUCAUAACUAA